This is a messenger RNA of Dreissena polymorpha, 2849 nucleotides long. Its product is annotated as E3 ubiquitin-protein ligase TRIM33-like. The record is from RefSeq and is a predicted model, not a curated record. NCBI's taxonomy places the organism in Eukaryota, Metazoa, Mollusca, Bivalvia, Myida, Dreissenidae. Gene Ontology annotation, cellular component: nucleoplasm; chromatin. Gene Ontology annotation, biological process: proteasome-mediated ubiquitin-dependent protein catabolic process; protein polyubiquitination; positive regulation of DNA-templated transcription. Gene Ontology annotation, molecular function: zinc ion binding; ubiquitin protein ligase activity. The transcript is spliced from 4 exons. Bases 117 to 1826 code for a protein of 569 amino acids.
UUAUCUGUAAACGGUACAGUCCAAAGUAUUUUAUGAGUUGAUUUAAGCCACCAGCUGAAGGGGUGUAAUUUAAGGAAUAAAGAUUUCUCAAGAAAAGUUAUAUUAAAGUGAUCAAGAUGGCUACGUUUUCUCAAACAACUCUGGGAAAAGGCUCUGAUUUAUUUACAGACUUUUGUUGUUCGCCGUGUCUAGAGCACAAAAUUGACCAGUGGGCCGAGUUUUACUGUGAUAACUGUCUUAAAUUUUAUUGUGCAAAAUGUACAAACUUGCAUGGUCAGUUGUUUGGAAAACAUGUGACAUAUGGAAGGGGAGACACAAGUAAGUGGCCAGUGUCCAAGGAAGUGGAGGAUUUCAUUCAGAAAUGUGACCUUCAUGAAGACAAACGGCUAGAGAUGUUUUGUAAUGACCACAAUCAGCUGUGCUGCACUAAUUGUGCUUUCCUCAAUCACAGACAAUGUGCUAAAGUAGUGCUUAUAUCUGAGUCAGUGAAAGGACCUUUGCCAGACUUGCAGCAACUAUCAAGAAAGAUUCAAACUGUUCUUGUAGAACUAAAAAAACUUCAGAAUUAUUGGGACACCAAUAUGCAGUCUUUGCAGGUUUCGUACAACAAACAAUUACAUGAAAUAGGUCAAACACGCCAGAAAAUAAAUACAAUUUUAGACGAGAUUGAAAAUACAACAUUGAAAGAGCUAGAAGAUAAGAUGACGACUCUGAAAGCUUCGGUCAACACUAAUGUGGACAAUUGCAGCAAGCUUCAAAAUGAACUGACACGACUCAGAGACACAAUACAUGACAUUGUUGAUAAGGGUAAAGCAGAACUCUCGUUUAUUGCAAGUAAAAAAUGUCUGGAAAAAAUUAAUCAGUCUGAAACAUAUCUGAAAGAGAACUUAGUUCAGGUAGAAAGUUCACUGACAUUCCAUGUUGACAGUGAUUUUCAACAGCACUUGUCUAAAUUGUCAGGUCUGGGGAGGAUUGUGGUAUGUACAUGUACUCAGGCUGUGCCUCUGCCUGGUGCCCCGAACAAGGUAUUGGCUGUGCAAGGAAAGUCAGAGUAUGAUGUGAGCAUAGCAAGUGAUGUAAAGAAUAGAUUUGAUAUAAGAGCCAUCUGUGUUCUCUCAAAUGAUCAGAUCCUUGUUGCAGAUUAUACUAAUAAAAGAGUUAAGCUACUUGAUCAUCAAUACCAGGUUGUGGGACAUUGUGAUUUAAAUGCUUAUCAAUUUGACAUGUGUCGUAUCACCUCAAGUGAAGUAGCUGUUGCUGUGGAUGUCGAUCAGAAAAAUGAGGUUCAGUUUGUCUCUGUGAAUGACGGGAGGCUGGUUAAGGGCAGGAAGUUACGGUUUAAACAUCCAUGUUAUGGUAUUGCUCACAAUCUGCAAUACCUGUAUCUCACUUCUGGUACUGCACUUUACAAGUAUUCAAUGAGUGGAGACCUGCUUAUCAAGCUGUAUGAGAAUAAAUCAUACCCGUUGACAGUAAAUAAGUGUGCAGUGAGUCCGUCAGGUGACAAGAUAUUUGUCACCAACUAUUCCCACAGCAAGGUUCUCACCCUGGACAGAGAUGGCACAGUUUUCCACACCUUUACCGACCCAGACCUGAAAGUCCCAGAAGGUAUACAUAUGACUGCCCUGGGACAGGUGCUGGUCUGUGGAGAGGCAUCCAGCACUAUCCUACAGCUUGAUGGUGAAGGCAAGAAGAAGCUGGCAACUCUUGCUACCAGGAGGGAUGGACUUGAUCGCCCACUGUCAGUCUCCUACAACAGGAACACAGCAUCCAUCAUUGUGGGUCAAACAUGUGUCACAAACAUUCUUGUAAUUAAAUUAAAAUAGUUUUGUUUCACAAGAUUCUGUACAUACAUUUUAGAAAAUGUACUUGCAACAUGAAUGCUUGGCAACACCGAACUUUAAUUAAGUGUUCUGUUUCAUCUCAUGAUUCACCUCGUUGAGUUAUUUUGUUCCUCAAUAAUGUAAGAUCAUGAAUAGGUUUAUAAAGUACUUUCAUCAUAAAAAAUCAUGGCAUCAAGGAUAUUUAAUUAGGUGUUAUGCUUAAUUGUAUAAUUCACCCUGGAUGAUAUAUUAUGUUGUCACACUCUUUUAAAGCAAGCUACCAACUGUUCCAAGGAAUCAACUGAAACGCUGUGAUGAUUAUUUUUCAUUUGAAUUGUAUAUAGUCUGCGUAUUUGUAUGAUCUUUGUCUAUAUCUUGGAAAUGAGGAAUAUGUAUAUAUGUGACUUACUUGUUGUCAUUUGUGAUGCUCUACAAUAUGUUUGUGUGAUUGCUAUGCAAAGUAAAAUGAACAAUGGGAUGCAGAUGAGGAGAGAAGGUUUUACAUUUUCAUUUUAUUCUCUGUCAGCAUUUGUUUUGUUUUAAGAAAUGUUUUGUUUCAUAGAGUAACAAUUGAUAUUUUAAUUGUACAGAUUUCUUCCAUUGAUGUUUUUAGAUUUUAUUUUUGUUGAUGAGAAUUGUACAUGUAAUUAAUGUAUGUCAAACGUGUUAUUUGACGUUACCUUUCACUAUAUCGUCUGUUUAGCGCAACACUGUUCGAACUCAAUUUCACAAAAGUUUUUAGGAAAUAGAAAAAAUUUGGUAUUAUGUUGCUUCUUUAGAUAUGCCAUAUGUUUUUUUCUUAAAAUAUUCUAAUUUUGAAGUACUAUAUUAAAUAUAUCUGAAUUAUAACAUACGAUAAAUUGUAAAAGAGAUAUUAAGCAUUAUUGAAGUUAGAACAGUUUUCCCACUAAAAACAUAGUUUAUUUGCUUUUUUAUUUGGGGGAACACUGUUCUUACUCAAGUUAGAACAGUAUUGCACCUAAGAAUUAUUGUUGUUUGCUCAAAUUAAAUGUGUGCAACACUGUU